GGGAGUUGAUGUGAUUGUCGGUGAGGGAAAAGAUGGCGGCGGCGGCAUUAGUGGAGUUUCAACGCGCUCAGUCCUUAGUCAGCACCGACCGGAACGCGUCUAUAGACAUCCUGCACAGUAUCGUGAAACGCGAUAUCCAGCAAGAUGAUGAAGAGGCUGUUCGUGUUAAAGAGCAAAGCAUUCUGGAGCUUGGAGGGCUCCUAGCCAAGACAGGGCAGGCAGCAGGUAAUGGGGGACUGCUGAAGUAUGUCAGACCAUUCUUGAAUUCAAUCAGUAAAGCUAAGGCUGCUCGGUUGGUUCGGUCGCUGCUCGACAUGUUUCUGGAUAUGGAGGCAGCAACUGGUCAGGAGGUUGAAUUGUGUUUAGAAUGCAUUGAGUGGGCGAAAUCUGAGAAAACGUUUCUGCGCCAGGCUUUAGAGGCUCGCUUGGUUUCUCUGUACUUUGACACUAAGAGGUACCAGGAGGCAUUGCAAUUAGGAUCACAGUUGCUUCGUGAACUGAAAAAGAUGGAUGACAAGGCACUUUUGGUGGAAGUUCAGCUGUUGGAGAGCAAGACGUAUCAUGCACUGAGUAACUUGCCAAAGGCACGAGCUGCCCUGACCUCAGCACGAACAACUGCAAAUGCCAUCUAUUGUCCACCAAAACUACAAGCUGCACUUGAUAUGCAGUCAGGUAUUAUCCAUGCUGCUGAAGAGAAGGAUUGGAAGACUGCAUACUCUUACUUUUACGAGGCAUUUGAAGGCUAUGACUCUAUUGAUAGCCCUAAAGCUAUUACGGCAUUGAAGUAUAUGCUGCUCUGCAAAAUUAUGUUAAAUACGCCAGAGGACGUGCAGACAUUAGUGAGUGGGAAGCUUGCUCUUCGAUAUGCUGGACGACAGACCGAUUCACUAAAAUGUGUGGCCCGAGCAAGCAAGAAUCGGUCACUGGCCGAUUUUGAAAAGGCUUUAACAGAUUUCCAAGCAGAACUGCGGGAUGAUCCAAUCAUAACCACGCACCUGGCAAAGCUAUAUGACAACCUAUUGGAGCAGAAUCUCAUCCGAGUGAUUGAACCUUUCUCCAGAGUUCAGAUAGAGCACAUAGCAAGCAUUAUAAAACUAUCCAAGGGUGAUGUGGAAAAACUCUCCAAAAUGAUCUUGGACAAGAAGUUUCACGGUAUUCUAGAUCAAGGCGAGGGAGUCCUCAUUGUGUUUGAUGAGCCUCCAGUAGACAAAACAUAUGAAACUGCGCUUGAAACAAUCCAGAAUAUGAGUAAAGUAGUGGACUCUCUCUACAACAAGGCAAAAAAACUGACAUAGAGAACGACUUUGAUCCAGAGAGUUGGAGUGUGUGACAGAAGAGAGUGGAGCUUGGAGAAAUGCUAGGAUUUUUUCAGUGUGUCCUACUUUCAGUCUGAAAGUUUUUAAAUCCCUCGUCAAACUCAUUCUGUUCAGAACAAGUUUGUUCCGGUUUGAUGUAGCCUUUACCCAGCAGGUUAUCAGGGGGUGGUAUGACAUUUUUUUAAAAUCCUUUUGUCAAAUUUUGUCCUGCUCUUCAUUCUCUUGAGGGUUUAACCAAACUCUCACCUUGUUAUACCCAGAGGUUUUUGGUUGACCGUUGACCUAUGCUGUCUCUAUGGACCUGGCUGACAUCACACUGCUUUUGACCUGACUUGUUUUCCAACAGUUUCCUAAACAUACCGUCACUGUUUUGGUUCUUGCCAUCAAUAUCAAAUGUACAAAAGGUUCUCGCUAACCAACAAUUAUCAGGUAUAUCUGAUGUUCAGAUGAGUUCAUAAAUAAAGAAGAAAACAUUUUUUUUCAAAGUGUGUGUGCUUUUAUUUUAAGAUUUCUAAAUUAGCAAGGAGGCAAAGUGCAAACACUGUAAAUUGGUCACUGGAGCUCCUAGAUACUGAAGAAUAUUGGCUUUUCCACAGAUGUUUCAAUAUUUUAAAUAGAAAUAUUACAGAUGAGUUAGUGUACAUAUUUUCUGCAUCUGAAUUUCUUGGGGAGGUGGGGGGGAGGGAGGAAGAAAAUCUUUUUGGAACAUCAGUAUUGGCACUGUAAAUUUCUUUGAAAUGUGUGUGGAGUGUGGUAAAACUAGGUUGCAAAUAUUAAAUCAGUAUCUUAAUAGAGGAGGAGAUGUGCACAAAAAGCUGCUGGAGUGGCCUUUUCAAAUUCACUACCACUUUCAGCCAGUAAUAUUCGUAAAGGUGGAAAGGGGAAUAUUUCAAAGAAUGAUCCAGAAGUUUUUAAAAAGGGUUGUAAUUUAAUGAAGUUCGGAACCUAGUUUUUCAAGGUCACUGGAGUACAUAGCACAUGCUUAUUGACCUGGUGCAGAGCCACCAGGAUCCUUUUGGAUAGAACCUGCAUGUUACUCAGUUGCAACCUGAACCUUCCGUCCAUAAUUAUUUA
Pristis pectinata (smalltooth sawfish) is the source of this 2390-nucleotide messenger RNA. Its product is annotated as 26S proteasome non-ATPase regulatory subunit 11-like. Gene Ontology annotation, biological process: ubiquitin-dependent protein catabolic process. NCBI's taxonomy places the organism in Eukaryota, Metazoa, Chordata, Chondrichthyes, Rhinopristiformes, Pristidae. Gene Ontology annotation, cellular component: proteasome regulatory particle, lid subcomplex. Gene Ontology annotation, molecular function: structural molecule activity; protein binding. The record is from RefSeq and is a predicted model, not a curated record.